AGGCGGAGCGCCCGUCGUCCCUCCAUUCAUUGUGAGCAAAGUCUCUGUCUCCUGCUAACGCCUCCACAGAGAAAGCAAGAGAGAGAGAGAGCGAGAGAGUGAGUUUGAUGAAAGAACGGGGGAGGAGUCACAGCAUGUGAGCAUACUGACACAUCAGAGAGAGCAAAGAAAGCAACAACAGAAGAGACGGACAGAUUUAAAGAGCAGGAAAAGGACGGAAAGGAUCUGCUCGAAGGCCACAUCUGCACUUCUCUCAGAGAGAGGAAAACAAUAUCUCCACUGGUCCUUCCUCCCUUGUUCCUCCACUCCGGAUCUCCUCCUUCCUGCAGCCUAUUGGAACAACACUAAAGACUGAGAGAUGCAGGAGAGGACGCAGAAGGGGACGGAGGAGAUGAAGAGAUGACUAGUGUGUGUGACAGGCUUGCAUGUGGAGGCGACAGUUGUAUGUGUGGGAGUCCCUAAGCUCCUGCCGGCGUUAACCAGAUGGAAUCUGGCCCGGCCGGUUGGCAUGGAGAUGGAUGCAAGGUGCCUCCUCGCUCAGUGGACCGCUGCUAGCAAACAAACAACCUCUUGUUUUCUGUCUGCUCUCUCUGUCGCCAGGCGAGUCCAGCAGCUUUAAGCGUGGGCAGUGUGUGUUAUUGUUUUUUUUUUUCUUGGAUUCUCUUUUCUCUCGUUUCUCUUGUCCCAUAGAGAAAAAAGUGAUUGAGAGAAAGCAAGCCUUUUUUUUAUAAACUCUGUGGACUCACUCAUAAAUCCACACACUUCUGACUGACACCCUUGUUGAAAGAAACUCUUAAAAGCCAGCUCGCUGCGAGUGGUUUUGAAGUGUUUUUUGGGACCUCGUUUUUUGGGACAGCUCAGCUAAGCCAGAGGGCUGCAAGCUGGUGCCUUCCCAUUUAUGUUUUGCCUCCCUUCUGUCCUCCUCUCCCUGCCUCCAUAUAUCCCCUGAGGCCCCAUUGUCAUCAUUAAUUUCUAUUGCGAGUUUCCCAUGAAUAAUGGAGGCAGUGGAGUCUCCUCUGGACUAGUGCCUUAAGGGUGGGAGGUGGAUGAAAAAGGAGAGGACAAGAGAACAAGAGGUUAGAAAACAGAAGAAGCCGAGCACUAGAGUGUCAGCUCCCUACAUCUGUAUGAGAGCGAGGCAGAGGGGUGUGUCUAGCGCUGAACGGAUGAAUGGAAGAGCAACCUACGGAGGCUGAGCUCAGGAACAACACGUGCUCUGACGACGAAACAGAGGAGAGGACGAUCCUUGGCCGCUUACAUCCAGACCGCACCUUCCUCCCUCUACAACCAGCUGGAAUAAACAAAAGGGAUAAAGGAAGAGAAAACAGAGCAGUGAUGCUCUGAUCCAGAACCACAACGAAGAAGACUGCAACACUUUCCCCUGCUUUUUAUUUUACUCUCUGCUGUUUUCUUGUUCGUCCUUUCGAACAUUUGUUGGAACAAUUUAAAGAUGGCCAAGUGGAAUAUCUCGGAAGCCUUGGGUUUCACAUUUUUGUUCCUCUUUAAUUAGAAACACUCAUUCAUUUUGACACAAAUUCUCUUUUGACGUGUAUACAGGAAUGCUCUGCAAAGAACCACAUCAGGUCUGCUCAACUGGAGAAUCAUUUGAAGAAGCUUCUAAGAAAAAACAAGGCUUGUAGAGUUUUUUAGAGAUCUGGAAAAUGAGCAGAGAGGACUGUUUAGAAAAGAGGACAGUCUCAUAAAUAUAGGAUAACUUUCUUGGCAACUCACUCUGUUUUUUGAUGACAUGGCCUUUUGUUGACAGUUUAUGGACAAAGAAAGGAGGAAGUUGUAAUGUAACUUCCUCCUUGUGGACGUACUUCCUAGAAAGUGCCUGAUCUUUGUAGCUUUGUAAAAAGAAAACCAAAAAGGAAAAGAUACCCGAGCUCACAGAAUCAUGGAUGACUCGAGUAUUUUGAGGCGCAGGGGACUCCAGAAGGAGCUGAGCCUUCCCAGACGAGGCAGUUUCUGUCGGACGAGCAACAGGAAGAGCCUGAUUGUGACAUCCAGCACUUCCCCCACCCUGCCGCGACCACACUCACCUCUGCACGGACACACAGGUACCAGUCCACUGGACAGCCCUCGCAACUUCUCCCCGAACACAGCUGCACACUUCUCCUUUGUUCCUGCACGCAGUCAUGGACACAGGGCUGACAGGACGGAUGGCAGACGCUGGUCUCUGGCCUCUUUGCCCUCCUCUGGCUAUGGCACCAACACUCCCAGCUCCACUGUCUCGUCCUCCUGUUCAUCUCAGGAGAAACUGCACCAGCUGCCCUUCCAGCCCACCCCAGAUGAGCUGCACUUCCUUACCAAACACUUCAGCUCCGAGAGCAUCACAGAUGAGGAGGGACGCCGCUCCCCCGCCAUGAGACCGCGCUCCCGCAGCCUCAGUCCCGGGCGCUCGCCUAUCUCCUUCGACCAUGAGAUCGUGAUGAUGAACCAUGUGUACAAAGAGAGGUUUCCCAAGGCGACGGCUCAGAUGGAGGAGCGUCUGGCUGAGCUGCUCAGCUCCUCGGCCCCGGAUAAGGUGCGCCCGCUGGCUGAUGGGGUCCUGAGCUUCAUCUACCAUCAGCUGAUAGAGCUGUCCAGAGACUGCCUGGAGAAAAGCAGAGAAGGCCUCAUCACCUCCCGCUACUUCUACGAGCUCCAGGAGAACCUGGAGAAGCUGCUGCAAGAUGCUCAUGAGCGCUCAGAGAGCGUGGAGGUUACCUUUGUUACACAACUCGUCAAAAAGCUGAUGAUCAUCAUCGCCCGGCCAGCACGGCUGCUGGAGUGCCUGGAGUUUGAUCCUGAGGAGUUCUACCAUUUGUUAGAGGCAGCAGAGGGCCAUGCUAAGGAGGGUCAGGGCAUUAAGUGCGACAUCCCCCGAUACAUCAUCAGCCAGCUGGGCCUCACCAGGGACCCCCUGGAGGAAAUGGCCCAGCUGAGCAGUUAUGACAGCGGGAACCCAGAAACCCCAGAGACUGAUGAAUCAGUGGAUGGUCGAGGCACCACAGUCCCAGCAGCUCCGCCACCGACUAAAACCAAAACACCUCGCGAGGAAGACUUUGAAAACAUCAAGCUCAUCAGUAAUGGUGCCUAUGGCGCUGUGUUUCUGGUGCGUCACAAGGAAACCCGGCAGCGUUUCGCCAUGAAGAAGAUCAACAAGCAGAACCUGAUCCUGAGGAACCAGAUCCAACAGGCUUUCGUGGAACGAGACAUCCUGACGUUUGCCGAGAACCCGUUUGUUGUCUCCAUGUUCUGUUCCUUCGAGACCAGGAGACACCUCUGCAUGGUGAUGGAGUAUGUGGAGGGUGGAGAUUGUGCCACGCUGCUGAAGAAUAUCGGAGCUUUGCCGGUCGAUAUGGCUCGUAUGUACUUUGCAGAGACCGUCCUCGCAUUAGAGUAUCUUCAUAAUUAUGGCAUCGUACACAGAGACCUCAAACCUGACAAUCUUCUCAUCACCUCCAUGGGACACAUCAAGCUGACAGACUUCGGUCUCUCAAAGAUCGGUUUGAUGAGUUUGACCACAAACCUGUAUGAAGGACACAUAGAGAAAGACACCAGAGAGUUCCUUGAUAAACAGGUGUGUGGCACUCCUGAGUACAUUGCCCCAGAGGUGAUUCUGCGUCAGGGCUACGGGAAGCCAGUGGACUGGUGGGCGAUGGGAGUCAUCCUCUAUGAGUUCCUGGUGGGCUGUGCUCCCUUCUUUGGAGACACACCAGAGGAGCUAUUUGGUCAGGUCAUCAGUGAUGAGAUCAUCUGGCCGGAGGAGGAAGAAGCUCUGCCUCUGGAGGCGCAGGACCUUAUCUCCAAACUGCUGAGACAGAAUCCUCUGGAGAGACUGGGCACAGGAAGUGCCUUUGAGGUGAAGCAGCACCCGUUCUUCACAGAGCUGGACUGGAACAGCCUGCUGAGGCAGAAGGCCGAGUUCAUUCCCCAGCUAGAGUCUGAGGACGACACCAGCUACUUUGACACUCGUUCUGACCGGUACCACCAUGUAGAUUCAGAAGAAGAAGACGACACCAAUGAUGAUGAACAUGUGGAGAUUAGACAGUUCUCCUCCUGCUCACCUCGCUUCAGCAAGGUGUACAGCAGUAUGGAGCGUCUGUCUCUGCAUGAGGAGAAGAGGACUCCUCCUCCCACCAAACGCAGCCUCAGUGAAGAGGGAGGAGAUCGCAUCGACAGCUUAAGCGGACUCAAGUCAAGAGAUCGAUCCUGGCUGGUGGGAUCUCCAGAGAUCCUGCGGAAGCGUCUGUCUGUUUCAGAGUCGUCCCACACAGAGAGCGACUCCAGUCCCCCACUGACCGUCCGGAGACGCUGCUGCUCAGCCAUCAUUGAGAUGCCACGCUUUGCCAUCUCCUCAGAGGAAGAGGGAGGCCAAGGUCAAGGUGCAGCUGGAAGUCGUAAGAGUCCCAGCCUGUUGGGUCCAAGUGCAGUGAGGGGCCCGCGUAGUGACGAGCUGCCCCUUGCUAUCCCAGAGCUCCCAGUUGAGAGAGAGCUAAAGCUGGAUGAGUCUCCCACUACACCAAGCUCCUCCUCCUCCAGUCAGCUGAGCAAGGCCACACUCACACCUGGUAGUUCAGGGGACGUGUGUGAUCGUGGUCACAGAGGUAAUGGCAGUAAUGGCGGGGCCAGUGGAGCUGCUAAAGCUGCAGCAGACAGCGACUCUCCAUCCACUCCGAGAGCCAUCAGCGACCUGGCUGCUCGUAGGGCUCGUCAUCGGCUGCUCUCUGGAGAUGCAGACAAACACACAGCGACACCGAGCUCCAGACCACUCAACAAGGUCAUCAAGUCGGCGUCUGCCACCACUCUGUCACUGAUGAUCCCUGCAGACCACCAUGGAGCCUCUCCGUUGGCCAGCCCAAUGUCGCCCCACUCACUGUCAUCUAAUCCGUCGUCGCGGGACUCUUCCCCAAGCCGGGAUCUGUCCCCAGCCGUGAGCAACGUCAAGCCCGCCAUUGUGAUCCACAGAGCAGGCAAGAAGUAUGGCUUCACCCUGAGGGCCAUCCGAGUAUACAUGGGAGACUCUGACAUCUACACUGUACAUCACAUGGUCUGGCAUGUGGAAGAGGGCGGUCCAGCCCACGAUGCAGGGCUUAGGGAGGGGGACCUAAUCACCCACGUCAACGGAGAACCAGUUCACGGUCUGGUUCACACAGAGGUGGUGGAGCUCAUACUGAAGAGUGGUGCCAAAGUGUCCAUCUCUGCCACCCCGUUUGAGAACACGUCCAUCAAGGUCGGCCCUGCCCGAAAGACAAGCCACAAAUCCAAGAUGGCAAGACGCAACAAGAAGACCAAGACCAAGGAAGGACAGGACAGUAAGAAGAGGACGUCUCUGUUCAGGAAGAUCACCAAGCAGGCGUCUCUCCUCCACACCAGUCGCAGUUUGUCCUCCCUGAACCGGUCUCUGUCCUCUGGGGAGAGCGGCCCAGGCUCGCCCACACAUAACCUGUCACCACGGAGCCCGACACAGGGCUACAGGUCCACGCCAGACUCCGCCCACUCAGUUGGUGGAAACUCAUCUCAGAGCAGCUCCCCCAGUUCCAGUGUCCCAAACUCCCCGGCGAGCUCUGGCCACAUCAGGCCCAGCUCUCUGCACGGCCUCGCCCCAAAGCUCCAGCGCCAGUACCGCUCACCCCGACGCAAGUCAGCCGGCAACAUCCCCCUCUCCCCUCUGGCCCGCACACCUUCACCCACCCCUCAGAGCAGUUCACCUCAGCGCUCCCCCUCCCCUCUGCCCAGCCACGCUCUGGGACAGUCUGCGGUGGGUCAGUCAUUCCCUGUGAAGCUCCACUCCUCCCCUCCCCUGGUGAGGCAGAUAUCCAGGCCCAAGAGUGCCGAGCCUCCACGGUCUCCGCUUCUCAAGAGAGUGCAGUCAGCCGAGAAACUGGCCUCCUCCCUCUCUAACUCCCCCUCGUCUCCCUCUGGGGUGGCUACAGCGGGGGAGAAGAAGCUGGCGGUGGGAGCGACUGUAGGGAGUAGGAAACACAGUCUGGACAUCUCACAUUCAGAGUUUAAGAAGGAGAUUCUACAGAGAGAACCGAGCCUAACGAGCCUUCAGGAGUCAGCCAGCGAGGGUCUGCUGUCCUCAGCAGGACGCGGCGUGGAGAAGGGCAGCCUGCAGAAACACUCCUCCUCAUCCAGGAAGUUAGGGCGUCAGGAAGGGGACAGCGCCCUUAGUUCGGUGUCUGGCUCGCUUGGACUGGCCCCAGGGAAGAGCAAGCUGAAGGACAAACUAUCUGCCAUCCGGCAGGACAGAGCCGAGCGGAGAGAAUCACUACAGAAGCAAGAUGCCAUCCACGAGGUCGAUUCAUCAGAGGACGAGACAGAUGAGGGCUCGGAGGACAGCCAGGAGGGACGCAGGGGAGCGACCUUCACCCCACCUCCCCUGCUGAGGCCCACCACUGUGAGAACAGGCCCUGGAGGCACUCUGCCCUCCCUCUACCUCUCCCCCUGCACCCCUCAUGCCACAUUCACCCACACAGGAUCCUCGCAGGUAGGCAGGCCCACCCCCUCACACAGCCUCCCCCCUGUAACAGAGACGAAGCCCACUCAGAGCACCUCCUCUAUGGGAGUAAAAGACACAAGUUUGGCUUCAUCUACUGAAGACAGCGUAAAACAAGAGAGGAAGGUCCUGGAGCCGAGCAGUAUGACAAAACCCACUCAGGGCCCCCUUCCCUUCUCCACCCCAGGCAGUGCAUUCAUCUCAGUCAGCAAAGACACUUUCCUCAAGCCAACUCCUCCACAAGACUCAAAGAGUCUCAGGGGGAAGACUGCACCAUCAGAAUCCAGGGCAGAGGACCAAACCCUGGACAGGCCUCGAACCACAGUCCCCUCUACCACGAUCACUACCAGUACUACCGACUGCAGAACCACCACUAGUACCACAGACUCCAGAACUACCACCAGUACUACAGACUGCCGUACCACUGACAGCCAAGAGACACCUCGCACCUCCUGCUCCUCUCCUGGCAUCCCCAAGGAGAAGAAGGAAGCUGACAACCGGAGACUAUGUGCUGCUGCUGCAAGUCUGAGUGCAACAUCAUCGUCCACUUCUGGCUCCAGCUCCAGUUCCAGCUCCCCAGUUCCUGCCCCUGAGAGUGCUGUGGACAAAGUUGUGUCCCAGCUUGCAACAGUAGCUAAGAGUGUUCUGGGUCCUGUCAAACUUAGCACCGCUACAGAUAAGAGCCAGAAAGACCAGAAACCAUCCAGAUGUGGCACCACAGAAGUCCCACCAAGUGGUCCCCUUUCAUUUUCCUCGAAACAGCUCCCAACUCCUCAGUCACCUCUUUUUUCUGAGUCCCAAACCAGACCGAAAUCUGAUCAAGUUGCCUCUCCAACCACCUCCCAGAGGGCUGCCAAAUCCUCAGUCCAGAAAGACUUUGCAACCCUGCUGCCAUCGUCCUGCAAGGAUGUCCCAGAGAGGCCCACAUCAGGGUCUGCAAGCAGGGAGAACGCUGCUAUGUCUGCAUCUGCACAGCGGCUGGGUGCAGCUGCCACUCAGCCUGCCCUCACCACACCCCCCAGCUCCUCUGCAGCAUCUGAGCCACAGCGCAAGAGGUCCGAACCCCAGACUACAACUGCCAACGCCGCAUCCGCCUCCGCACAACAAGACAAAGCAACCAGCAAGAAGACGUAGCAGAAAAAAAAGCAAAGAACAAAAUGUACAGAUCACACCACUCAGUGCUGGCUUGAGGUUUUAGAACCCACACAAACUGCAUGUUUGGAAGAAAACAUAUUAGUAACUUCGCACUAAUCAGAGAGUUUGACUUUCAAAGCAAAAGAAGGGUGCAGAGAGAGACAAAGAGCUAUCAGAAGCAGAGACAAAUGUGGUAGUCCUAGUUCCAUUCCAGGUGUUCUGUACUCUUAAUGUUCACGUGAGUUAUUUUGGUGUCCUGACUCUUUGGUUUCUGCUUUUAGAGUAAAUGCCACGAGGAAUUGGUGGAGGGUUUUUUUCUUCUCUUUUUUGCAAACAUGUAUGGGGCUAGAAAUAAAGAGUUCAGUGGUCCAUGCUUAUACAAUUUAACAUGCAGAUACACACCUGUCUUGCUCACAAUGUUCCUGUGCUGCCUCAUUACUUUUUACCUUGAUGUUUGGCCGAUCCUACAAGCAUGUUCUUCAAACAGAUUAGGACGGGAUUCCUCCCGUCCCUCCUUUCCCGCCAAUGUUAACCCACCCACCAAGAAGAUUGUAUCUCAGCAAUAAAGUACAGCAUAUGUUUAGCAAUCAGUAUAAAUGCAUAGCAGUGUUUAUAAUAGGACUAAAUCUGCACCGUCAAUGUAAACUCAGCACCCAGCUAACUAGGCCAAAUUAAAUCUUCCUCUUGCUGUAGUCCCUGGUGAUCCGACAAUGCAGGCAUGCAGAAGGCGAGAUGUAUUCCCUGAGCACAGAUUGCAGACGUGGUUCAGUGUUUUGAGGGUAUUCCUGGGAAUGUCAGUGGUGGAUUAGAAUAGUCUUUCUGCGGAUCUACCAAGACUGCGCUCAGGCACAGAUCUCAACCGACAGUUUCAAUCUCGUACUGAAACUUGUGCAUUUGCUUGCCAUUUUCCACAACCCUAGGCAUUUGUUUCUACUAGCUAGCACAGAUCUUAUUGUAGCUUAUUAUUGAGAAUGAAUAUCUGUUAGUAUAUAUUGUUAAAAGUUAAUCUGCUGUCAGAAUCUGAGCAAACAUUCCCAGAUCUGUUUCAAGUUCCAGUUCUUUCCAGGUUGAUCUUUAAACAUUUGGAAAGCAGUGAUGGCCUAGAAAGUAGGAAAAUUUGACUUUUGACUCCAACAUGUGACCGGUAGCUAAGGUGAUAAAGGGUUUGAUUUCAAUUAUUAAAUCCAUUUUUAGAUUUAGUGUUUUAAUUCAUACUUUUUUCUUUUUUUUUUGCUUGCUUGUUGUUCUCAUGGCACAUUAUUGUAGUUUCCUACAAAUGCUGAAAGCUAAACAUAAAUGCAUUCAAUAAGGGAUUUGAAAAACUUCACAAUCAAAAAGCCAAUUCAGUACUGGAUACAGACCCAAUAAAAUCUUAUCAAAACCCAACCCUAGCAUAUUGGCAUUUGCACAGUUACAUGGUUAUUAUGUUUCUGGAUGUGUUUUAAGUCAGAACUAAAAGAAAAUCUUUUACAAGUCUUGUAUUGGUCACCUGCACACACUUCCAAAAGCAGAAACAGCUUCACCAUCAUGGUCAGACUGUUUUAUUUAGAACCACUCUUCUGUCGGACCACCACCUUUUUAUUUCUUCGCCCAUCAGCCUCUGAAGGCUGCGGUAGUUUUAUUUGGUAUCUGGACCAACUUGCUGUGUUUUUUGCCUCUAAUGAAGUGAAGUCAUCAGACUUUACUUUUGUACGUGUGUGUGUGUGUGUGUGUGUGUGUGUGAGGGAGCGAGCGUUUGUUAAUUUGUGCAUGGUUAUUUGUGUACAUAUAUAUAUAAGAAUAUUUAAAGUUCUGUUGUGCAACUGUUUUAUACCCUGAGUGUGUGUUUAUGCGUGUGCGUUUUAGGAUUAACUUUGUUCGGGACACCCUGCUACCUGUGUAUGUGGCUGAGCUCUCUAUGUCUUCUGUGUCAGGCGUCAGGCUUUGCACAAACCUUUGAGCUCAUUUUGUCAAAUGUAAAAAAAAUCACUAAAAGGAAGCUGGUCGAGAUGUUUGACCACUGACUGCUGUGCUGGGUUGGAGCUCCACUCUGCUGUUGCUUCAGAAGGCAAACACAAAAAUGUAGUUAGCCUGUUAAAAUCAAUCCAUCAUGGUGUGUUUUGUUUGUUUGUUUGUUUGUUUGUUUUGAUAUACCACCUUUAAUUUUUUCAGUGUUGUCCUGAUCUUUUCCCUGAUUCCUACUGUACAUUUGAAAGCAAGAAACAGAUUGUUUUUGUUUUGGUUUCUUUGAUAUUUUUAAGAAAAUCACCCUUCAUUGAAUGCACACCCAACCCAAACCUGGUGUGGGUCCGCUCCAGUUGUGCAUUUGAACGUUUUCUGAGAAGUGGGAUGUUCCUCUCACAAGUUUAAGAUGAACUAAACCUCCUUCAGUGUUUUGUGUCUUUAUGGGGCUUGUGUCGCUGUUGGAGAGAAAGCAAAACUCACUGGUUACAGUUUAAUUAAGAGUUUUCAAGCUCAGUUUAAAGGACACUGUUAAACUGAUAUCAACACUGACUGUGGCAAUCUCUGUAUUAUGUUUACAUGUUCUUGCUUUGUAUCUUUGUGUUUUUUUGUUGUUGGUUUUGUUUUUUUUUGUCAAUGGAACUUGUUGCCUGUAGCAAUCAAACCUCCUCUGACAGGCUAGGAUAAUUACCAACGUGUUUAGGUGACUCCUGAUCAUAAUGUGGUGUGUUAGUAUUUAGCUGUGUGAUGAAGAGGUCACCUGUGAUUGAGGACGUGUAGAAAGGAGGAAGAUUCAGCGCAACACAUGUUAAAAUCAUCUCUGCUCUUGUUUGCGUUGCGCUGGUUGUCUCCUGGUACUGCAGAAGUGUGUUAACAGGUGUUUCUGUGGAACACAUCAGAGGUGUUGAGACUUGCGGGGAGGAAGCAGCGUCCCAUCGUUUGAGCUUGUGACCUCUCAGGAUUUACCUGCAGUAUGCUUUGGUCAAUCAGACAGUCUGGAAGUUGAUGACUAAUGAGUUUAAAAAUGCUUCUGUCUUUGCUGGCGUCAGACUUGAAUAGUUUUGUUGAUAAUGCGACCACAUUGGAUGUUAUUCAUACACACAACACAAACUUCUUGCCUCAUAGUGUGGUAUCAUCAGAAAACUGAGAUGACAGAGCAGAAAUCAGUGUGCGAGUCAGAUUUGAGAGCGAGCACGGACAGAUUCCUAAGCACUAAAGAAGUUCUAGAGUAAACAAAGACAGAAUUGUGAGCAUCUGUAAAGUUUCAUGCCUAAAAGACAAGUUUGGUCUGAGUGAACAUCAAGUCAGGUUGGACUUUGAUGGGCAGUUUUGGUUUGACCCUGGUUCCAGUGCAAUGAAUUACCUGCAUCUAAGGCUUACAAAUCUUGGGUCUGUUGUCGAUUUUGAUUCGAUGAAUGCUAUCAAACCUGAAGCUUUCCCCCCUUAGUAACAUCAGUAAGCUCAUUGUGCUUAAGAUCUUAAAAUCUGUGAACAGAAUUCCCAACUGGUGGCACAUAAAAUCAUGAUUCUAUACCUUAAUCCAGAGCAGUGCGAAUAUUAUCAGCUGAAUUUGAGCUCAUCACAGAUAUAUCAGUAUCACUGCAUAUAUUAGGCGAUCAGCAAUCUUGAACCCAUCGACUAUCAGUCUCAAUGUGAUACAGCCUCUGGGGGCAAUGACCAAUAUUUGGGGGUUCUGGUGUAGCCAGCUGAUAUUGGGGCUAAUGCUUCCUUUUCCAUCCAUUUUUACAGUUUGAUUAGCAACUUGAAACAGGGUCACAUAAUGUUUCGGCUCAUAUCUAGACAGAUCAGUUAAAAAAAAAAAAAAGAGAGAGAAUAAAAAGUUCAUCUACGUCAGACGAUAGCCAGUAGGUUCUAAGAUUGCAUUUCUGUCACUGUGUUCCACCUCUUCACACGGACUGUUGACCGUGUUGCUAAUAAGCAAAGCCCGCUCAAAUUGGUUUUGAUUGGUUAAUAGUACUCGGACUAAAAACAGAAAUCAGAACGCCUCCGAUACCAAAAUCUGUUGCCUACAGAUUCUGCAUACAUACGCAGACGUCUGUUUAUAGAAAUAAGGCGAUAAGUUACAACAAAUGUAAGUACAGAAAUGCCAAAGAUAUGUUCAAGGUCAUUCAGAAACUGUGUCCCCUGUACAUAGUUUUUAAGGAAUCCUUAUAAAAUGAAACAAGUAUUGGCCGAUUUAUGUCAAUAUAUAAAUUGAGCAAAUUUCUGCAUUGUUGCCUCAAAAAUUGACAAAAAAAUCCUGUUGAGUUCUACGUGAAACUUGUGUGUUGCUGAAUGAUUUGUCCCUGUGUGCUCUCAAAUCCUGACUAAUUGAUUACAAGCAGGUUCAUUAAAUCCUGAAAUAUUUGGGUUUUGGUUUGGUUGCUCAAGGUAAGAAUCCUCCUCAUCAGCAGGAGUUCUGAUCGGUGCUUUAAUCUCUUCACAGUUUCUGUUUUACAUUCUGAUGAAGCACCGCUGUCGACUUCUGCUACAGUUGUGAUUUUCUGCAUGUAAUUGGAACCUGAGUGUGUUUGUGUGUAAUCACGCACACUCCAGUCCAUCUGCUCUCAGCUGGUAGUCCUAUUAGUGCUACAUGGACAGCUGCCACACACACAGAUCAAUACCUGUGCCAUCUAAUGUGGCGCUGCCAGUUUCACAGUCUCAACUGACAUUAUAAAGACACACAUACAUACCAGUAUGCGCACACACACACACAGACACACACCUUCUCCCGAGUGUAAAGAUGAUGGUCCAGCCAUCUGCUGGAGAGUGAAGCAAGUGUCAGGUUCCCUGGUGGAGUCAUUAAUCUCAAACCCUGAGCCUGUUGACCACACACACACACACACACACGUUGGUCAACACAAAUACUACCGGUCUCCUCAGGCUCCUCUGUCCCAUCCCAGUACUGUUGGCGGUCGGUUCAGCAGUUACAAUUUUGGCACUGAUCAACCUCCGGCAUGCUUUUUACCCAUCAUGCACCUCUGCUGCUCUGUGGCAGAGGCCCACAAACCAGACGCACCACGACGGAAGUUUAUUUACCAGCUGAGAAGUCAAACUAAGACUGUAAUCAGUCUGAAAGUCAGGAUUUGAGCGCAUGUGUGUGUGGAAUUGUGUUAAAAUUUUCAGCUAGCUUGGGUAAUGUUUGCGCCAAAACAAUACCUGCAUGCUGGUACAGAUACUAAAUGGCAAAUUCUGAUACAUUUUUGAGAGAUGUAAACAUUUUUCAAUGUUCAACAGAUGCUAAAGUUCUGAAAUGUUACAUGUCGUACAAACACAGGUGUCUCUAUACUCCGCAAUUUGAAACUGACGAAAUAUUUGAUUUAAAUUAGAAACCAUCUGAUCAAAAAGUGAAUGCUCAAGAUUACAAACCUCACUUGAUCAUUUGAUUCCAGUUUCCUUGAGUUGAUAAUACUCAAUGCUGGGACACAUUUCAACCUAUCAAGAGCUCAGAGUUUACUAUACAGUUGCAGGAAAGUGUGCAGACAGAUCGUUUGUUUUGAUUUAUUAUAUUUAUCUUCUUCUGUUCCCACGUGGCAAUUCUGACAUUGAAUAACUUUUGUACAUAUGACAAGUCCUGUUAAAACCUGCUAGCUAAACCUGUCAUGUUUCGCAAGCUCAAGAUUAGCCAAAACAGCUGCAGUACACUCUGAGCAGAUUUGUAAACUGAAAUCCUUGAAUUCUCUUACACAUAUUAAAUCCAUAAUUUCUGUUAUCAAGCUGCUGUUUUGUCAGUAAAAAAAAAACUUGUGUAUUGACCAAAACAGUGUUUUGAGCAUGUAAAACUUGUGCAGAUGAUUGUUUCCCUGCCUGCUACCAGAUAUCAAGUCUUGACUUGCAGACUGAUGGAAGCAUCAGUUAUGUUUUUGUCACAAAGGAGCUUCCAUACUCCUCUGACUCUGAGCAGUGUAGAGUAACCAGCUCUGUCUGUGAGGCACAUAGAUAAUUCAAAUACAUGACUUUGGGCAUGACGAGGUACGAGGUGAAGCCUUAUUACCACUAACACACACACACACACACACACACACGUACGUUCUGAACCACCGUUACAUGAGAUUCAGUGAUGUUUCAAUGUGCAGUCCGUCGGUCGUUUCUGUGUCUGAGAGGUCGUCGCUGCUCAGUUGAGUAGCAAAAAUCGACUUUUGUGGACUCUUGCAGUUAAGGGCAGUAUUUCCCAGCUGUGUGUUUUGUGUUUGUCUAUAAAGAGUGAUGAAGAGGAAGGUUCAGCUGUGCACCGUAAAAGCUUGAGAAAGACAUUAAGAGAGAGAGAAAAAAACAUUGCUAGAGUAAAACCAGUGCAAUAUCUUUUUAUUUUUUAUUGUGGUAAAAGCAUGUUGUUGUCAAUCUUACCUUACAACAAUAAUAAAGUUUUUUUUAUGUACA
Messenger RNA from Epinephelus fuscoguttatus (brown-marbled grouper), 13942 nucleotides. RefSeq names its product microtubule associated serine/threonine kinase 2 (gene mast2). Gene Ontology annotation, biological process: intracellular signal transduction; peptidyl-serine phosphorylation. Gene Ontology annotation, cellular component: microtubule cytoskeleton. The record is from RefSeq and is a predicted model, not a curated record. Lineage: Eukaryota; Metazoa; Chordata; Actinopteri; Perciformes; Serranidae. Gene Ontology annotation, molecular function: protein serine/threonine kinase activity; ATP binding; protein binding. The transcript is spliced from 30 exons. The coding region runs from base 1898 to 7621 and encodes 1907 amino acids.